AUGUCCCGAGAGAUGUCGCUUGAGGCGACACUGGCGGCGGCGGUGGCGAGGCGGCAGCGCGAUGGCACUGUGAGAUCACUGCGUGUCUUGCCUGCAUCCAAUGUCGACUUUUGCUCCAACGAUUACCUCGGUCUCAGUCGCAAUCCUGCGCUCACACUCGCUCAGAACCCAGCGUCACCCCAUGGAUCUACGGGGUCGCGCUUGAUCACAGGCACUUCCAGCACCCAUGUCCAAGUCGAAGCGGAACUGGCCGCCUUCUACGGAGCUGAAUCCGCUCUCGUAUUCAACUCGGGGUACCUUGCGAAUCUGAGCGUCAUGUCAUGCGUACCGCAAGACGGCGACGUCGUGUUGUACGACAAUCUGGUCCACAAUUCGUGCCGCGAAGGGCUCCGAUUGAGCCGCGCGACGGCUCUUGGCUUCCGACACAACGACAUGACACAUUUAGAGGCUCUUCUUCGAGCGCAGUCUUCAUCUUCGCGUCACGUGUUGGUGGUCGUCGAGAGCAUCUACUCGAUGGACGGCGACGUUGCUCCCAUUCAAACUCUGGUGGAGCUAUGCGAAUCCUACGGCGCCUCGUUGGUCGUCGACGAAGCGCACAGUACGGCGGUGUUGGGUCCUGGUGGCGCGGGCCUCGUCCGAGCUUUAGGCCUGGAACGCCGAGUGUUUUGCUCAGUGUACACGUUUGGCAAAGGGAUGGGCAUUCAUGGAGCUGUAGUGUGUGGGUCUGCCACGCUCAAGUCGUACUUGGUCAACUACGCCCGUCCCUUCGUCUACAGCACGUCGUUGCCCCCCCAUGACAUGCGUCUGAUCCGCCGCGCCCAUCAAGUCUGCGCCGCCGCCGACGCCCCCCGCGAUACCCUCCAGUCGUUGAUUGGUCAUUUCCGAGCACAAGUAGAAUCCUCAUCAUGUAUUCCCAAGGCGGCGCUCCUGCCCAGCACCACCGCUAUCCAAGGCAUCGUCGUGCGCGGGAACGAGGAGGCGCUCCAAGCCGCGGCCUUCCUCACCGAUCAAGGGUUCAAUGUCGUGGCCAUUCGAGCGCCGACCGUGCCAGUGAACGAAGAGCGACUGCGCAUCAUCAUCCAUGCGUUCAAUUCUAGGCAAGAGAUCGACUCCCUUGUGGACGCCGUUGGCAGAUACUUUCAACACCAUCAUGCUCGACAAUGCGCGUUGUAGGAACAACAGAUAACGCAAUGUGUUGAGAUACCUUGCAAGC
Messenger RNA from Aphanomyces astaci, 1213 nucleotides. RefSeq names its product 8-amino-7-oxononanoate synthase. The transcript has 2 exons. The record is from RefSeq and is a predicted model, not a curated record. Lineage: Eukaryota; Oomycota; Saprolegniomycetes; Saprolegniales; Verrucalvaceae. The coding region runs from base 1 to 1173 and encodes 390 amino acids. Gene Ontology annotation, biological process: biosynthetic process. Gene Ontology annotation, molecular function: pyridoxal phosphate binding.